Adineta steineri is the source of this 673-nucleotide messenger RNA. The record is from the annotation of a GenBank genome assembly. Lineage: Eukaryota; Metazoa; Rotifera; Eurotatoria; Adinetida; Adinetidae.
AUGGUUCUUUGGUAUGAUUUAUACAUGUACAGUCCACUUCAAAUUCAUCUUUCACCAUAUAUGGCAUGCAUUCCACGAUUUAUUCAAUUUCAUCAUAAAACUAUAACUGUCUUCAAUGCAAAUAUAGUCACUUAUUCUCGAACACUUCUUAUUAUACCAAUUGCUUGGUGUCUCAAAUAUAAUUGUACAAUAUCAGCAUGUUUACUUGUUCUAUUUCAUGAUUUUCUUGAUCAUGUUGAUGGUAUUGUUGCAAAAGUUCAAAGACAUCGUUAUGGAGAAAAUAUUGAUGAUCCAUUAUUAGGUGGUUUUAUGGAUGCAUUUUGUGAUAAAAUAGUUAAUGUUGUUUGUCUUUGGACUAUUUUACAAGAAACACAGUUUCAACAAACAUCUUUCUAUAUUUCGUUUACUUUUGUUCUUCUUUGUUAUACAAUUAUUGUUUUUGAAACUAUUCUUGGAGUUGUAAGAGUACAAGAUUAUUUUACUGCUGUCUUCAAUGAAAAUAAAAUAUCUGUACAAGGUUCAACAUCAGCUACUAUGGAAGGAAAAUUAAAAGAAACACUUGAAUCAAUUGGUUUAGCAUUUUUAUGUUUAUCAACAGGUUAUACUAAUCCAUUUCAUCAUUGGUCUGGUAUUGCUGGUAUAAUUUGUUUUGCAUUGACAAUUCGAUUAGCUU